Medicago truncatula (barrel medic) is the source of this 2510-nucleotide messenger RNA. RefSeq lists its product as uncharacterized. Lineage: Eukaryota; Viridiplantae; Streptophyta; Magnoliopsida; Fabales; Fabaceae. The record is from RefSeq and is a predicted model, not a curated record. The transcript is spliced from 4 exons. The coding region runs from base 1266 to 2291 and encodes 341 amino acids.
AGUAUAUAAUAUUUUCUCAAGCCAUCCAAACAUCCCAACCCUAUUUAUUUCUGCGCAGCUGCCCAGCUUUCUCUCAUUAUCUUUCGUUGAAAUGUUUUCAUUAUAAAAUAUUAAUAUACUACAAUAUCACUUUUCCCCUUCCUCCUUCUAAACUUCCAUAUAUUUUGUGUUUUAUGAUGUUGAAUGAUGAUGAUAAAAUAACCAAUCUCCCUGUGUUAUUUUAUAGACACAAUUGUUAUUUCUGAGAACAUCAUACAAAGUCUAUAUUUUGAUUUUUGUUUGAUUUUAAGGGAAAACAUCUUGAUCCACAAGAUCUCUACUUAGCUUACUUUGAUUUUUUUUUUAGAACAUCAUACCCGAGUUCUCACAGAUUAUGACUUUAACUCAGGUUCUCAGAUACAUGAGAAUUCAGAUCCAUGGGUUCUCAGUCCCUCGGGCUUUAGCAUCAAUGAGGUGCUUGAUUAUUUGGCUUUUUAAUCCAUGGUUUACUAAUUUUUUAUUUAUUUAUUUAUUUAAUCUCAGGGCCCAGAUGAAAGCAGAACAGACGGCAGGUGAGAAUGUGCAUCUCAGGAUCAUUUGGAACGGUUCAUUCAUUAAGGGCGUUUUGGUUUGUGGUUUGAACUAGAAGCUUUGUUCCGAGGCUAGCUUUACUUCAUUUUUUUGGAUCUCGUAUACAUUGGAUCCACGUCUAUGACUUACACAAAAAUACGCACACGAUGCAUUCUAUAGAUAACGCCCACCUUUUUUGAGAAAUAUUUUUUCCCCAAAUUUUCUUUCCCAGCUCGAUUUUUUUAUUUUAGUAAUCUGAUAAAUAUUUCUUUUUUUUUCCUUUUUUUCAAAAAACUAAAUUGAUUUAUAAACUUUUAACUAACUUAAUUUUUUAUAGAAAACUAAUUUCAUCUAGACCGAAAAAAAAACUUAAUUUUUUAUUGAAAACCAAUUACAUUUUUUAACAACUUUAUUGAAAACAAUUUUCAUUUAGAAUUUUUAUUAACUAAGUUGUUCACAUUGUUUAGAGGGGUAAUUGGAUUGGGAUAAUAAUUGGACUUGUUUUAUUAAUUUGGUACUUAUAAACCCAUAAACCCAAUUCUGAUUGUUAACUCCAUUUCAUUUUCCAAUUUCUGUUUUCCCUCUCUUUCUCUCUCCUCUAACUACUUUUCUCUCUCUUCUUCAACCUCUAACUAAAUCCCAUUCUUGAUAGCUCUCUCUCUCUCUCUUCUCUCACACACUUCCAAGUUAAUCGUCCAUCAUCUGUUUCUCCCACGAUGUCAAAAAAUUCUAGCAGCGAUCCAAGUCCCUUGGAUAAAUCUCCUGAUGAAGGUGUUGAAGGUCGUAUUGGUGAUAGUAGUUUCAAUCACCAGUUGUCUUACGAUGAAGCUGCAGGGUUGGGUUCUAGUCUAAAUAUGGAUGUUGGUAGUAUUGGUGAUGGCUUCAUUGACGAGUUGUUGGCUGACGAUGAACUUUCAAGAAUGAUCGAGUCUGUAGAAGUUCCAGGUUUGGGUUCUAGUGGAGAUAUGGAUGUUGAUCAGAUUUUAUACAUGGAUACCCCUUCUACUGCUAUGCCCUCUGGUUCAUCUAGUCAAUUUGGAGUGCCUCCACAUGAAGGUGACAGGCAGAUGGUGGUAUUUUCUGGACCUCAGCUUUCGAACAUGAUGGUUUCUACUGAUGUGUAUGCUAAUGAUAUUACUGUUGUUCCUCGUUCUGGUUCCAGUUAUAGCAAUGUCGAGAAUGAUGCUGUAUUGUGCGGCUGUUACUAUCUCAACGAAGAUGUUAAUCGAAUUGUGAAUCAUCCUAUUCUAGGAACUCACUUGUAUCAUCGCAAUAAAGCUGCGAUUGUGCAAAAAAUCUCUAAAAUUAGAGUAAGUUGCAACAAAAAGAAGACCCCGACCCCAUGGGAAGAAAUUAGAUUGGAGAAAGGUCCACCUCCUACUGUCCCUAAUCCUCAAUUCUUACAUCGACAUCCUGAUGCUAAUCUGCCAGUGGAACAAUCUCCUCUGCGGGUAAGAGUGCCACAGCUUGCACCUUCACAACAUCCUCAUUGUAGCCAGGCCAGAGUGCCACAACAUGAACAAACACAACACUCAAUAGCUCAGCAGCAUGCACCAUCUGAUCUUCAAAGUAUGUUUGAUGCUAUGGAAACAAGGCUGGGAAAAAAACUAGAUGAUACAGAGUCCAGGCUUGGACAGAAAGUAGAUGAUGUUGUUGGAGCAAUGGAGUUGCGAUUGGGUAAGAGAGUUAACGACGUAGAUGACAAGGUGAAAGCAGUCAAGGAUCAUCUGAAACUUCCCUGAACUCUUGUUGGCUUAAGCUGUUUUUGUUCUGGUCCAUUUUAUCUUUUGUCAUUCAUUCUGUUGUCAUUUGAUGUUGUAAAGCUGAUUGUUUUGAACAAUUUUAUCAUGUCAUACUUCUGAUGCUGUAAAGCGGAUUGUUAAGAACAGAUGUUUUGUUGUUUUGAAACCAAACCAUGUUUACCGUUGAAUUGAGACAAUGUUUCGAUUUAAAAAAGUAAA